UGGCGCUAAUGAACGACUCGGACCGUAUGCUGCUGCAGCGCAUCAUGGCAGCUGGCGCGAUGGAAGAUCAAGAGGUGCGGCGCUUGGCCAGGAAACUCACAGGCGAAGAUAUGACCGCCACAGAUGUGGAUCAAAUGGUGAAUAAAGUGGCUGGAAACAUCCGACCGUUUGCGCUUGACGUCCGUCGCGGCAUGUACGACGACGGCAAGAUGUACUUGGCUGUUGUCAACACGAGCAAUGACUCGCUGACAGCGUUUGGUAGCAAUUUCAAGCCGUGGGAGAUCGUGUUCCUGCGCAAGGCCAUGGAGGAGAUCGUGGACACAGAUGAAGGAGCUCUGGAGGAGGCAACCUUGUAUAAUCUGCGCAAAAGUCCCACCACGUUGAACGAAGUGGAGGAGCUACUUCGCAAGCUGACAGCCGAAAAGUGGAUCGCACCAAGCGCCAUUCAAUUAGGGACGCGCAGCUUCACGCUGGGACCGCGUGCUUACCUGGAGCUGAUUGCAUUUCUGCGCGACUUGCAGGUCAAGAAAUGCCCGAUUUGUCAAUACGAACUGCUGCAGGGAGCGAAGUGCCACGACAGAAACUGUGAGACUGUAGCCCACCAAGGCUGCAUCGAUAAGUACGAGAACAGAGGAGUACGCUACAAGUGCCCUACUUGCCAAAACCAGUUGCGACGAUAAUUUCGUGUAACGGGCACAAUCAGAUAAUUCUCGCGAAUGCAUAUUUGGAACU
Molecule: messenger RNA, 732 nt
Organism: Phytophthora infestans T30-4
Lineage: Eukaryota; Oomycota; Peronosporomycetes; Peronosporales; Peronosporaceae
Exons: 5
Coding region: 9-680 (223 amino acids)
Biological process (GO): DNA damage tolerance; double-strand break repair via homologous recombination
Cellular component (GO): Smc5-Smc6 complex; nucleus
Molecular function (GO): ubiquitin-protein transferase activity
Source: RefSeq, a predicted model, not a curated record